GGGGGCGCGCGCGGUUGGGGGGGCAGUGAGGGUUGCCGCGGCGGCGCGCAGCACGGCGGGAACAUGGCGCGCGGAACCGGCGCGCGCGCCUAGCUGGCGGGACCGUUAGCUCGAGGCGGACGCGGCCCGGGCCCCGUGGGGAUGGAGCAGUCGCCGCCGCCGGCGCCCGAGCCGACCCAAGGGCCGACCCCAGCAAGGAACCGAAGGCGGCGGGAGCCCGAGUCGCCGCCGGCGUCGGCGCCGAUUCCUCUCUUUGGUGCUAACACUUUUGGCCAGAGAAGUCCUGAUGGACCGGUACUGAGCAAAGCUGAAUUUGUUGAGAAAGUUCGUCAGAGUAAUCAGGCCUGUCACGAUGGAGAUUUCCACACAGCUAUUGUUCUGUAUAAUGAAGCCCUGGCUGUUGACCCUCAGAACUGCAUCUUAUACAGCAAUAGAUCUGCAGCCUACAUGAAAAUCCAGCAGUAUGACAAGGCACUGGAUGAUGCAAUCAAAGCUCGACUUCUCAAUCCCAAAUGGCCAAAGGCAUACUUCCGACAGGGUGUUGCCCUCCAGUACCUUGGACGUCAUGCCGAUGCCCUGGCAGCCUUUGCAUCUGGACUGGCUCAAGACCCCAAGAGUCUCCAGCUUCUGGUGGGGAUGGUGGAAGCCGCCAUGAAAUCUCCCAUGAGAGACUCCCUCGAACCUACUUAUCAGCAGCUUCAGAAAAUGAAACUGGACAAGAGUCCCUUUGUGGUAGUGUCUGUGGUUGGGCAGGAACUUCUGACAGCUGGCCAUCAUGGGGCCUCCGUGGUUGUCUUAGAAGCCGCACUGAAGAUUGGCACCUGCAGCCUCAAACUGAGAGGUUCUGUUUUCUCUGCCCUGAGCAGUGCUUACUGGUCUCUUGGAAAUACAGAGAAGAGCACUGGAUAUAUGCAGCAGGACUUGGAUGUAGCCAAGACCUUAGGUGACCAGACAGGAGAAUGCCGAGCUCAUGGGAAUCUGGGCUCUGCAUUCUUCUCCAAAGGAAAUUACCGGGAGGCUCUCACUAACCACAGGCAUCAGUUGGUACUCGCCAUGAAACUCAAAGAUCGAGAGGUAGGAAGUUUAUCUGCAGACCAAAAACUUUUUUUUUUUUUCUUUUGGAAAUGUGGAGCUCUAUUUUCUGUUGAAAACAACAACAAAAAAAAAACAAAAAAAACUGUUUCAGGUAUCUUAACAUAUUUCUUUCAAAAGAAAGUAUUACUUGAGACUUACUCUGUUUUUCAUCAACAAUUGAGUGUUCUGUAUAUCCAAGCAUAGUCCUUGUAUAUAUAGAAAUAGAUAAGACUUUGUUCUUGACCUCGCGAUCUAACAGCUUUGUCAGAUGCAUUGUUCUUAUUUUCUUCAAAUGUGCAUAAGUUUACGUAAAAUUAGAAAAAAUCUAUAUCAUUAUGCCAUACUCAUUAAAUUGUAAAAAGCAAACAUUGCUUUUUUUUGAUCAGAUAUUAUUACCGCAAACUGUUUACAUUGUUGCUUCGGUGGAUUUUCAACUCAUAAGCAUAUUGAGUUUGAUUGAGAUAUCUGAAUCAUAAUGGUAAAGAAAUAUCAUUGUAGUCUUUAUUAAGGAGAUGAACCAUAAUAUCCUCAAAGAAUUAAUAUUCAGUAGAUGUAACAUGAUUAGAGAGUGUCUGCAGAGUGGAAAGGUGAGGUUUGGUGUCAGAUAGACCCAGAUUUAAAUCCCAGCUGCAGUACUUCCUGGCUGUGGGAUCUUGGGGGUAGUUAUAACAACUCUUCUUUUUCUCCUCCGUUUUCUUAUUCAGGAAAUGAUUAUUCUGUUUAUUCCAAACACAGUUGUGGUAGGAUUACAAAUAAUAUAUGUAAAGUGCCCAGCAUGGUACCAGGAUUUCCAUAAUGGCAUUCCACAAAGGAAUUCCAUAAAUGAUAGCUUUUAUUAUAAUAUUAUUAAUAGGGAAGAGAAGGUUAAUAGCAGAGGCAACAAUAAGUUUAUAAAUCAAUCUAUGUGUUGAGAAAUAUGUUUAGUCACGUUUACAUCUAAGAAUUCUACUAUGGGACCUUAUAAAGAUUAAUUGUAUUGUUUAAAUGAUCCAGCAACUUCAUGUCUCAGGAACAUGGUCACGCACUAGGAAGGAAUUGGGGAAGAAAAGCCUUUGAAAACCAUCAAAACAGACUAUUAAAGGGCCGUGGAUUUUGGGCAAUUUUAUUCUCUAGAGAGUUACCUGAACGCUUUUCUUAUUGCCCAAUUAACUCUAACAUUACAAACAGUUCUUAUAAGCCAGAUGAUCUGAUUUAUUGAUGUUCAGGGAGUGAAAUGAGAGAUCACACUUCUAGAGACAGAUAUACUAAUGGCAUUAAGAAGUGAGAGCCAGGUUUAAGAACUAAAACAGCAUAGUUGUCCAGAUAGGUCCAUUUAGUGAAGGGGUAGAUUGCUAUAAAUAUGUCAAGAGCUGGCCGGGCACGGUGGCUCAUGCCUGUAAUCCCAGCACUUUGUGAGGCUGAGGUGGGCAGAUCACGAGGUCAGGAGUUGAAGAC
Chlorocebus sabaeus (green monkey) is the source of this 2508-nucleotide messenger RNA. Lineage: Eukaryota; Metazoa; Chordata; Mammalia; Primates; Cercopithecidae. The record is from RefSeq and is a predicted model, not a curated record.